Molecule: messenger RNA, 1914 nt
Organism: Cercopithifilaria johnstoni
Lineage: Eukaryota; Metazoa; Nematoda; Chromadorea; Rhabditida; Onchocercidae
Source: the annotation of a GenBank genome assembly
AUGGCCGAUGAUCGUUCUCGUCGCGGUCUAAAUCCAAAUGCUCAAACAUUCGUACCAAAUCCAGCUGCUCGUCCUUUCAUCCCUGGACAACCUUACAUUUUCACAGCUCAACCUCCGCCAAUGUACCAUCAUCCGCCACCAUCUGUCUCCCAAGGAGCUUAUCACCAACAAUAUGACCAAGUAGGGAUAACCAUGGUAGCACAGCAUAUGGUACCACCAUCGACUACUACCCCAGUGUACAAUCAGCCGAUUGAUACAGCUGCUGUACCUUUGAUAGAGAAACCACGUAUACCACCAACACAGCGCUUGUCAACUUUGCAGCAGCAGCAACAGCAAGCUCCUGCUGAUGCUUGGGAUGACGAAGUAGAUGACAAGGAAGAAGUGGUAGGAACAAAGGAAGGAAUGAUAAAGGAAGAAGUGAUGAAAAAUGAUUCUUCACCCGCAGAGAAAGAGCAAGAACCGAUGAAGCCUACAGAUUUGGAAACCAUGAAGCCUGAAAAUAGGGAAGGCAAAGGAAAUAAUGUACUGUCUACAAGAGAAGUGGAUGACGAAAAUCCAGCAUUACCUGUGAAGUUUAAGCAAACUGUUUACAUCGAUGAUAACAGUCGAAAGGAACACGUCAAUAUGGUUUUCAUUGGGCACGUUGAUGCUGGUAAAUCUACGAUUGGUGGACAUCUAAUGUACCUUACAGGAAUGGUGGAUAAACGUACACUGGAAAAAUAUGAGCGAGAGGCGAAGGAUAAGGGAAGAGAGUCAUGUCGAUCCAUCUUUUUUUAUUUUCGGUAUCUGUCGUGGGCAUUAGAUACGAAUGAUGAGGAGCGUGAAAAAGGCAAAACCGUCGAAUGCGGACGCGCAUUUUUUGAAACUGAUAAAAAACAUUUUACAAUUUUGGAUGCACCUGGGCACAAAUCAUUUGUUCCGAAUAUGAUUAGCGGAGCAACACAAGCAGACUUGGCCGUGUUGGUCAUCAGCGCACGAAAAGGCGAAUUUGAGACUGGUUUCGAUCGAGGUGGUCAAACGCGUGAACAUACGAUGUUGGUCAAAACCACUGGUGUGAAGUAUCUUGUUGUGUUGGUCAAUAAAAUGGAUGACCCUACCGUCAAUUGGGACGAGGGAAGGUACAAGGAAAUUCAAAACAAACUUACACCUUAUUUGCGGAAAUGUGGUUUCAAUCCGAAAACGGAUAUUAUAUACAUUCCAGUUUCUGGACUUACCGGAGCAUUUUUGAAGGAGCGGCCAAAUUCUGAAUUCGGUUCGUGGUACACUGGUCCAUGCUUCAUUGAAUAUAUCGACACAAUGUUGCCGUCAAUUAGUCGUGAUUAUGAAGGACCAGUACGUGUUAUCAUUGCCGAUAAGUACAGUGAUAUGGGUACCAUAAUUAUUGGAAAAAUAGAAUCCGGUGUUGUAGUUAAAGGCCAAACGUUAACAGUUAUGCCAAAUAGGACGAACAUUCAAGUAAUUCAAUUGUGGUCAGAUGACGUAGAAGUUGACAAAAUAGUUUCUGGUGAUAACGUAAAGUUGAAGUUGAAAGGGAUCGAAGAUAACGACAUUUUGCCUGGUUUUGUGCUAUGUUCUGCGGAUGCGCUAUGUCAUGUGGGGAGAGUUUUUGAUGCUGAAGUAGUUAUUUUGGAUCAUAAAUCAAUAAUCGCGUCUGGUUAUUCUUGUGUGCUACACAUCCAGUCAGCAACUGAAGAAGUCAUCGUAAAGGCAGUAAUUUGUACAAUUGACAAGAAAACAGGAAAUAAGGUGAGAGCACGAUUUGUGAAGCAAGAUGAAAAGUGUAUAAUGCGGUUGGAAAGUUCGGAAUCAUUUUGUCUUGAAGCAUUCAAAAACUUCCCGCAAAUGGGACGUUUCACACUACGCGAUGAAGGCAAAACAAUAGCUAUUGGCAAGGUGCUCAAGGUUGUGGAAUGA